AUGUCCCUGGGCAGAGACAUGGAGCUGGAGCAUUUCGACGAGCGGGACAAGGCGCAGAGAUACAGCCGGGGCUCGCGGGCCAACGGGCUGCCCAGCCCCACGCACAGUGCGCACUGCAGCUUCUACCGGACGCGCACGCUGCAGACGCUCAGCUCCGAGAAGAAGGCCAAGAAGGUGCGCUUCUACCGCAACGGGGACCGCUACUUCAAGGGCAUCGUCUACGCCAUCUCCCCGGACCGCUUCCGGUCCUUUGAGGCCCUGCUGGCGGAUUUGACCCGAACUCUGUCGGAUAACGUGAACUUGCCCCAGGGAGUGAGAACCAUCUACACCAUCGAUGGGCUCAAGAAGAUUUCCAGCUUGGACCAGCUGGUGGAAGGAGAGAGCUACGUGUGCGGCUCCAUCGAGCCCUUCAAGAAGCUGGAGUACACCAAGAACGUCAACCCCAACUGGUCGGUGAACGUCAAGACCACCUCCGCGUCGCGGCCCGUGCCGUCGCUGGCCACGGCCAAGGGCGGCCCUUCGGAGGUGCGGGAGAACAAGGAUUUCAUCCGGCCCAAGCUGGUCACCAUCAUCCGGAGCGGGGUGAAGCCGCGGAAGGCGGUCCGGAUCCUGCUGAACAAGAAGACCGCGCACUCCUUCGAGCAGGUGCUCACUGACAUCACCGACGCCAUCAAGCUGGACUCGGGGGUGGUGAAGCGCCUGUACACCCUGGACGGGAAGCAGGUGAUGUGCCUUCAGGACUUUUUUGGUGACGAUGACAUUUUUAUUGCAUGUGGACCAGAGAAGUUCCGUUACCAGGAUGAUUUCUUGCUAGAUGAAAGUGAAUGUCGCGUCGUGAAGUCCACAUCUUACACCAAAAUAGCUUCGUCGUCCCGCCGGGGUGCCGCCAAGAGCCCGGGGCCGUCCCGGCGCAGCAAGUCGCCGGCCUCCACCAGCUCAGUUAAUGGGACGCCUGGGAGCCAGCUGUCCACUCCGCGCUCGGGCAAGUCACCGAGUCCAUCGCCGACCAGCCCGGGGAGCCUGCGGAAGCAGAGGAGCUCCCAGCAUGGCGGCUCCUCCACCUCCCUCGCGUCCACCAAAGUGUGCAGCUCGAUGGAUGAGAACGACGGGUCUGGAGACGGCGAUGUGUCGGAGGAAGGCUUCCAGAUCCCGGCCACCAUCACCGAGCGCUACAAAGUCGGGAGGACAAUAGGGGAUGGAAACUUCGCUGUCGUCAAGGAGUGCGUGGAGAGGUCUACGGCGAGGGAGUAUGCUCUGAAAAUUAUCAAGAAAAGCAAAUGUCGAGGCAAAGAGCACAUGAUCCAGAACGAGGUGUCCAUCCUAAGAAGAGUGAAGCACCCCAAUAUCGUUCUUCUGAUUGAAGAGAUGGAUGUGCCAACGGAACUGUAUCUCGUCAUGGAGUUGGUGAAGGGAGGCGACCUCUUCGACGCCAUCACUUCCACGAACAAAUACACCGAGCGAGACGCCAGCGGGAUGCUGUACAACCUGGCCAGCGCCGUCAAGUACCUGCACAGCCUGAACAUCGUGCACCGCGACAUCAAGCCCGAGAACCUGCUGGUAUAUGAACACCAGGACGGCAGCAAGUCCCUGAAGCUGGGGGACUUCGGCCUGGCCACCAUCGUGGACGGCCCCCUGUACACCGUCUGCGGCACCCCGACCUACGUGGCUCCGGAAAUCAUCGCGGAGACCGGGUACGGCCUCAAGGUGGACAUCUGGGCGGCCGGCGUGAUCACCUACAUCCUGCUCUGCGGCUUCCCUCCGUUCCGCGGAAGCGGCGAUGACCAGGAGGUGCUGUUUGACCAGAUUUUGAUGGGGCAGGUGGACUUCCCUUCUCCCUACUGGGAUAACGUCUCUGAUUCCGCAAAGGAGCUCAUCACCAUGAUGCUGCUGGUCGACGUGGAGCCGCGGUUCUCCGCCGUGCAGGUCCUCGAACAUCCCUGGGUAAACGAUGAUGGCCUCCCAGAAAAUGAACAUCAGCUGUCAGUAGCUGGGAAGAUCAAGAAGCAUUUCAACACCGGCCCCAAACCGAACAGCACGGCGGCUGGCGUUUCCGUCCUAGCAACCACCGCUCUUGAUAAGGAGAGGCAGGUUUUCCGACGAAGACGCCACCCGGAUGUGAGGAGCCGGUACCCGGCGCCGCCAGCUCCGCCCGAGCUCAACUCGGAGUCCGAAGACUUCUCCCCGAGCUCCUCCGAGACCGUGCGCUCCCCCAACUCGCCCUUUUAACGAGCCCCUCGCCCUCCGAGUCCUAGCCUGACCCUCCGCGCCUCGGGGACGUUUUCCCAAAUUUAUUUCCGUGAAGCAGUUCCAUCCGAUCUCUCCGGCACGCGACACCCGAGCGGCAAAACAGCGGGUGUGUUUUAGGGCCUCUCCGUGGCGACCUCCCCCGGCUGCACCCGGCGAUGGCAUGUUCUGCGUGAGGACGGUGACUUGCCGUGCAUAGGGUCCUCAAGGGGUUAAGGCGACUUGGCGACUCCUUACACCCAAAAGCAAUGACUCUUUUCCUCUGUCAAGCUCGUGUGUAAUACGCACACGUUAACCCUCUGAGUGCAUGGAUUGCGUGUGGACGCCCCGCGGGGCAUCCCGCAGGCCUGUGGACGUAUGCACACGUGUCUUGGUUUUGCUGCAGAUCAAGGUGUGUUUUCAGAUGCUGAGCUCUGGACGAGAAAGACACCCGGAAUAAUAGCUCGCUUGUCCUUCCCUGUAGGUUCAGAAUGUGGCAGGUUUAUACCGCAGGCAGAAGCCCCCCUGUCUCCUCCUCCCGAUCCGAUUAAGAAAGAGCCUUUUUCCGUAUGACUGGCAGCUGCCAUGAGUCCCGCAGCCCGAGCGGAGGGAACCGAGUCUGUGGCAAACAGCCUGAUAUCCACCCCCAAAAAAGGUGCCCCUCCCCCUCCACCCUGUUCCCCUAUAAAGAUGUGCUGAUGACGCCCCAGAAAUGCUGCUUCCACCUCAGCUGCUGCUGGCGCGGGCGCGGACCUCGGGCAGCCUCCCGCCUGGGCUCGCGCCUGCUGAGGGAGGGUCUCGCUGUGGGACAUCUCCGGGAAAGGCCAAACAAAACAACAACUGGUGGACAAGAGCAAUAAACUGCCAGGUGCUCUCUAGGGCUGGAAUUUCAAACAGAGGAAACCAGAUCCUGGUCUUUUUCUCACCUGCUUUUUCCCGUGCUGCCGUCUUCAGUGUGACAUCCGUCCCGAGUGCCGAAUCCUUACACGGGAGCCCCGGGCUUGGCAAGGCAGCCAAGGAGAAAGCACAGUGAGAAAACUGUCCAGAGCAUUUCUAAAAUGGCUUUGAAGGAAAUGGACCACCGGUGAGGCUGUUCCGUGUGUACCUCUGGGUUCCCUACUAGACUCUCCUGGGCAGAGCAGAAGAUGACAGGGAGCGCUUCGGGGGCCAGACCCCCCGCCCCCAGGUGCCCUUCCUGCAGGCCUCCGUCUGCUGCUGUCCAGAGGGACAGGUGGUUUUCCUCUCUGGGUUGCGUGCCGUGUGAGACCUGCACCUUCCCUCCCGUUCCUGUCGAGCUGCUGCUGGGACGGACGUCGCCGCGAUGCGUAGGAGAGAGGCCGGCCGGGGGCCGCGGAGGCAGGUUUGGUUUGCUCGGUGUGUGACCCAGGAGACCCACGAGUGCCGCCUUGUGCCGUUUGCAUCCGGAUGGCUGGCAGCGCGUCCCGUCUCUGUGUUGACUCUAUUCCGCUACCUGCCGGUCUUCGGCCUUCCUAGAGUCAGUUCUUACUUUCAAAUACACAUUGGUCUUCAAUGGCUGCUUUUUACCCUUUGACUCAUGGACUGUGGGCUCUGCUAAUAGAGGUGUUAGGAUCCCAUCAUGUCAUGAUUUUUGCAUCGUGGCUUUCUCAGUUUUUUGCUCUUCCCCCUUCAGGUUUACUCCUCCUUUGGACUGUGUCGUCCUGACAUGUGAACAGUAGGUUAUUUACUGAGAGUCCCCUCCUUCAGAGAGUCCUGAGACCGUAACGCGCCGCGUCGCCGCGUCGCCCGGCUCAGUCAGGUCUGGAGCAGGGGCGCAGGGCAGAACACCAGGAAGGGUGUCGCUGCGUAGAAAGAGUCCGCAUCAGUCAAGGAGCCUGACUAGGUCAGAAAUCCCUGCUUUCUCUAGAACGAUAAAGCGAAGCACUGCUCUGAGUGGCAGCAGAGUAGCCACGCAGCGUGGCCUCGGCUCCAGCUGCGGGGACACAGAGGAUAGCGACCCGCCGGCCGCAGGCUGCGCGCGCCCUUUUCCCUCCGAGUCGCGGCUUUCCCCGCGGGCGUUAAGGGCGGCGCUCCAGCAUCCAGCGCACAGAACGCAUGGCGCAUGGCUCCGGCCCUUCCCCCUCCGCGUCUCCGGGGGCCGGGGACCCCGUGAGGCUGUGCGGGGUUUCCCAGCACACGACAGAGGGCGGCGUGGCGCCCGUCCAGCGUGGAGGGCCCAGCACCUCGCCGCAGGGUGUGGGGCCCACACUGAAUCCACAGUGGGGUGUGGCCUGUCAAGGAGAAACAUCAAGUGACCAGAUGGAAAGCCAUCUCUCAGCAUCGCGCGAUCAGGACCCUUGCCGCCGGGGACGUGGCACCCAGAGGGUUAACCGACAAGCACAAGGCAGGCUGACAGCGUGGGUGUGUCCGGGCUGCCUGGCCUUCAGCCAGCGCUUUCUCGUCUUUCUUUUUUCCUGACAUUCUCGGGAUAGUUCGAGUCUGAAAUAAUGAAGUGGUGGUGUUCUUUAAGGAAUUCCUCUGACCAAAUGGAUCUUGUUUUUUUCCCCAGUUUGUCAUCGAAUAAACAUGUAUCAUUACGGCAGUGUAUCUCUGUAAUUAUCGAUUCGAUCAUUGCCGCACGUGUUGCCACAUUUUUUCUCAGUAGUGAAUCGCGCUCUCGCGGUGGUGGUCUGGGGACAGGGCUGUCUUUCCUUUGGCAACACAGGACCGGCCAUGUGGUAUUUUCAAGGGAGUUUUAAGAUUCGACUUUUCCAUUGGGUGGUAGGCUAGUUGGGAAAGGACUCUUUCAUUCCUCGCCUUGUGUGCGUCCUCUGUAGAUGAGAACUGUUCCUAGCGAUGAACGCGUUUCUUCUGACGUUGUAGCAGAAAUCAUUUUACUCCUCACAGUCGACGAAUGUGUGCUUUGCUCCCACCUGUUAGAAGGAAACGUAAGAUUUCAGUCCCUGGAAAUGUUUUUACAGUAGCCCUCAUCUAACUUACACAUGGUGCAUAUUAAAAUAAGCAGAGACAAAAAUGCCAAUAAACAACUGAAAACGCUUGGUGUUUUGUAUUCAGUGAGACUCGUGUGGCCUGCCGGCGGCCCCCACCCCACCCGCCCCGGG
Pteronotus mesoamericanus is the source of this 5303-nucleotide messenger RNA. It is a transcript of the gene DCLK1, whose product is annotated as doublecortin like kinase 1. The record is from RefSeq and is a predicted model, not a curated record. Bases 1 to 2226 code for a protein of 741 amino acids. Gene Ontology annotation, biological process: intracellular signal transduction; protein phosphorylation; axoneme assembly. Gene Ontology annotation, molecular function: ATP binding; microtubule binding; protein kinase activity. NCBI's taxonomy places the organism in Eukaryota, Metazoa, Chordata, Mammalia, Chiroptera, Mormoopidae. Gene Ontology annotation, cellular component: microtubule organizing center; neuron projection; microtubule. The transcript is spliced from 16 exons.